UUAAAUAAAUUUUAAAAAAACUAUUUGAAAGACAAAUGUCUUCAGUUUUUGUUUGGUUUAUUCCUCCACUUCUUGAAGUAUAAAAUCAGAAUCCAAUGAUUAUGACUACCAGUUCAACGACGACGACUAAUGGUGUUGAAGCCGAUGCCGCGACAACAGGCCGUCGGCAGCAGACAGACAACAACAACAUUAACGGCGGCGUACGUACCGUCAGGUCGAUUGGUCUGCAAAUUGGUCCGCCGUUUCUCUGGCAGCGACCGAAUCGUAAACAACUGGAAGACAUACUCAACAAUGUUGUUGUCAAUCAUCAUAACAACAACAACAACAGCGACGACAACACUAGCCAUCAUCAGGUGUUCAAAAAAUUUUCGCCGCCGCCGGUUGUCGUCCGAUGUCCUCAUCUGAACUGUGGCUACAGUUUUGUUGCCCAAUCGGCACUCAGUGACCACAUGGACGCCGAUCAUAAAGACCAACCGAUACCGGAGGAGCCGAUGAUCAAGUCUGAACCGGUUGUCGACGACGGCGACUACGGCCACUACGACGAUACUAUAACAGCGGUUAUAACGAAAAAAKUGACCAAAAUUAAGCCGWCAAUCGCAGCGGUCACGUCCACUGCAGCCGCCGCUACCAGUGRUACUCAGAGGCGACGACGGCCACCGCCACUACUGCCGCACGAAAAACGGGUCAAAUGUGAUAGCAAUGGCUGCGAAAUGUACUUUUCAAACGUAUUUAAUAUGCAACGACACAGUCGUCUCAAACACGGCCUGAUUGCACGGGUUCACGACCAGAAUGUGGCCAAAUCGGUGGCAGCGGCUGCGGCAGCAGCUGGUGGUAGUGGUAGUGGUGAUGGUUCGGUGGCCGUUUCUGCGGCGACUACAACAAUGGUUAACAAUCCGUUUGCCCAACAGUUUCUGAAGUUUGUAUCGGUUGUCAAUGCGGCCUCAAAACCAGCUAUGGCUAGUGUAACCACCGCUGAUGAUGAUGACAACGAUGAUGAUGAUGAUGGCCAGCGACCAGCGAUUAAUACUGUAAAGAAAAAGAAAUCUAAGUCAUUAUCGGUAGCCGAAGCGGUCAUUAGUGGUCCGUUAGCGGCAGCUGAGACGAUAACAWCRAAGCCGAUCAAACAGUUCAGAUGCGAUCAUAUUUUCUGUAGUCGUAAAACAUUUUCAUCGAUUGAUACAUUGCGUCGGCACAUAAAGACAAAACAUUGGGCAUCGGAUUCAACCGCCUCAGCCGCCGCCGCCACUGGUCAUCGCGUCAAGUCAUUAGCGUCAUUACCAUUGUUGCCGAAAGCGGYGUCGACGGCUCCGCCGCCGCCGGCCGGCAAUCAUAGUCACGAAUCGCCAAAUAAAUUUAGCCAACAAUUUGUCAACUUUUUGAAGACUACACCGCCGCCAAAGCCACCAACACUACUGAUGCCGUCGACGACGACGCCUCCGAAGCCAAAUGUCAGUGAUAUUGCGGCGCCGACUUCGAYCACAAUGCGGCCAAACUCUGUGAUUAUAGAUCUAAAUACUGUCGACGAUAUUACAAGUCCCGUACGGGAAACAACAUUAUCCGGUUUUGUGGUYAACUCUAGCGCCGCCRACGAUACGUUAGUUGAUAAUAACAAUAUUGCCGUCAAUGACGACGACAACGACGACGAUAACUAUUCAAUGGUUACGCCAAGAAAGUCCAAAAGAAAACGUAAGGCCAUUAAUCAGUGGCCGCAGUGGUCGCCCGAUAAGGACGAUACCGACGAAACCAAGUCGUCAACAACAACAUCAACACCGGAGAAGCCGUCAUUCAAAUGCGAUUACAAUGGUUGCGAAAACAGCUAUUGUGACGCUCGCGGCUUAAAGCGACAUAAGCUCAGCAAACACGAACAAACGUCUAUUGAUAAGUCUAUUGAUGAUAAUAAUCAGUGGCCAGAAUAUCGGUCACCACCCGAUAAGUAUACCGAUGACAAUGAUGAUGACCAGCCGGAAAAGCCAUACAAAUGUGAUUACGAUGGCUGCGAAUUACGUUAUGUUAAGUCGUAUAGCCUUUUGCGCCAUAAGCGCGAAAAACACCAAAAACAACAACAACUCACGACCAUAUCUGGCCAGACACCCGCCGCCGUAGCCGCCACCACAACCAAUGCAGUAGUAGACGGAAGCGAUGUUACCGCAAACGGUUCGGUUGUUGGCCACCAACAGGACAUCAAACUAGAUAUUAAACCUGACAUCAAACCGGACAUCAAACCGGACAUAACGAAACUGAUGCCUACGUUUGUUGCGGCGGCGGUGACGCCGGCAGUGUUUGCGCCCAACGCACUGGCAGUAAGUCGUCGAUUGUCCAGUGGAUGCGGCAAUCAGUUGACGGCAGCCGCRGCCGCCGCCAAACCGAAGUUCAAAUGUAUAUAUCCAGGCUGUGAUCGUACAUUCACUAUAGAAAAACUCUAUGAAAAGCAUCGGCAAGUGAUACACAAAGAAGCRGCCAAUAGUAGUAGUACUGGUGGUGGUAGUGGUCAGCCACCGAUAUCGGGUGGUCAUUGAUAUAUGACUCGAUUGACAUAUUUUAGUUAUGAUUGUUUGUUGCGGGAGUGUUGACCUCAUAAAUACUGAUUACUGAAAAACUACUUAUAUUUAUUUAAUCAAUUAAUUAAUUAAUUAA
This is a messenger RNA of Oppia nitens, 2634 nucleotides long. RefSeq lists its product as uncharacterized. Gene Ontology annotation, cellular component: nucleus. Gene Ontology annotation, molecular function: RNA polymerase II cis-regulatory region sequence-specific DNA binding; DNA-binding transcription factor activity, RNA polymerase II-specific. Bases 96 to 2516 code for a protein of 806 amino acids. The transcript is spliced from 2 exons. The record is from RefSeq and is a predicted model, not a curated record. Gene Ontology annotation, biological process: regulation of transcription by RNA polymerase II; central nervous system development. Lineage: Eukaryota; Metazoa; Arthropoda; Arachnida; Sarcoptiformes; Oppiidae.